Closterium sp. NIES-65 is the source of this 2934-nucleotide messenger RNA. NCBI's taxonomy places the organism in Eukaryota, Viridiplantae, Streptophyta, Zygnematophyceae, Desmidiales, Closteriaceae. The record is from the annotation of a GenBank genome assembly.
AUGUUCUUUGUGUUUGGAUUUCAGACCUACCUCCUUGCGGAUGAAGACAUUGGAGGCAGAAAGUCUACUAAGGCAAAAGAGCUCGGGGUGAAGUUCCUUACAGAGGAUGGCCUCUUCGACCUCAUCCAUGCUGCAGCAAAGAAGCAGCCACCUGCACCAGCGAAAUCACCCCCGGCUAAACAGCCUCUGGGUGCAGGUGCUGUUAUUCCCUUAAUCAUAGAUAAGGGUCGCCCUGCUGACGAUAUCAAGCCUGAUGCUGACCGACUCCCUAAGAAGCUCAAGACAGAUGCAUCAGCUGAUGCAACAACCCCAGCGAGCAAGGCGGACGCUGGUGCAGCGAGGCCUGCAGCUGCAGCGAGAUCCGGGCCAGUGGAGGUGGAGUCAUGGCCACAGAAGUACGCUCCCAAGAGCACAGCAGACAUCAUUGCAAACCAAGGCCUGGUGAAGCAGCUGCAUGACUGGCUGGCAGGCUGGGAGGCGAGGCAUCUGGGGCAAGGAGGGGCCAAGAAGGGCAAGAAGGGCGGGAAGGGUGGAGCAGGUGGAGGAGGAGGGGCGGCAGGAGGGGACAUGAACAAGAAGGCAGUGCUGCUCAGUGGAGGGCCGGGCAUUGGCAAGACGACUACAGCUCGCCUUGUCUGUGCCGCUCUUGGCUUCUCGCCUCUCGAGGUGAACGCGAGUGACUCUCGAGGGAAGUCGGACGCCAAGAUCCGCAACGGCAUGGGUGGUGCCACGUCCAACACCAUCAAGGAGAUGAUUUCCAACACCACUCUCCGCUUCUCCCCCGCCUCCAGCACCACCAAGGGCAAGCAGCAACAGCAGCAGCAGGUGGAUAAAGCCGCUCUGAUCAUGGACGAGGUGGACGGCAUGUCGGGGGGCGACAGGGGUGGCGUGGCGGACCUGAUAGCGAGCAUCAAGGAGAGCCGUGUGCCCAUCAUCUGCAUCUGCAACGACCGCUACAGCCAGAAGCUCAAGAGCCUCAUCAACCACUGCCUGCUCCUCAACUACAGGAAGCCCACCAGACAGCAGAUGGCCAAGAGAUUGCGGCAGGUGGCAAAUGCUGAGAAGAUCCAGAUCGCUGAUAAUGCCCUGGAGGAGCUAGCGGAGCGCACGGGCGGGGACAUGCGGCUGGCGCUGAACCAGCUGCAGUACAUGGCGCUGAGCUGCCGGCAGCUGUCGUACCAGGAGGUGAAGCAGCGCAUGCAGGCCAACGCCAAGGACGAGGACAUCCGCCCCAUGGCCGCUGCUGACACACUGAUGGGGUAUGGAGCGCGUGGCAAGAGGUUGGACAUUCUCGUGGAUGCAGCCAUGUCAGACAUCGACCUCAUGCCGCUCUUCAUCCAGGAGAAUUACCUGAACCACGUGCCUGGCAACGACCCGUCAUCUCCUCACCUACUCGCUCGCCUCUCCCAAGCGGCCGAUGCCAUUUCCAGUGGGGACCUGGUGAACGUGCAAGUGCGCAGAUACCAGCAGUGGCAGCACCUGCAGUUCGCUGCUGUCAUGUCCUGCAUCACUCCGGGCUUGAUGGUCUCUGGACGAAGGGUCACUCUUCUAGAGGGCGAGCGGAACUUCAAUCGCUUCCCAGGCUGGCUGGGGAAGAACUCGUCCGUGGGCAAGAACUACCGCUUGCUGGAUGACCUGCACCAGCACCUCCUCUCCUCGCAUCUGCUCCCCAACCCAUCAAGGCAAGUUGUUCGCCUCGACUACUUGGAGCCCCUUGUCUCCUCCCUCACACGGCCUCUGCACAAACACGCACAGGAUGGAGUGGAGACUGUGGUAGAGGAGAUGCUGGAGUAUGGCCUCACACUGGACGACCUUGACACGGCUGUGGAGCUCUCACACUUCAAGGGUCAUUCUGGUCCAAUGGAGGGAGUGCCAGCGCCAGUGAAGGCUCGGCUGACACGGGAGUACAAGAAGGAGCAGCAGGCACACAAGGCCAAGUCUGCUGCCACUCUGCCGCCUCUGCAGCUGCCAGGGGGGCGUGGGAAAGCAGGUGGUCGAAGCAAGACGGCUAAGCUGCCGGGUGGAGGAGGUGUGGAUGAGCCUUCACUUUUGCAAGCAGACACUGAUCUUCCUGUGGCUGUUGAUGAAGCCCACUCUCGGGAAAUGUAUGAGCCUGAGGAGAGGAAGCGCCUUGCUGUCUUGACAGCCCUCUGCUUCUCACAGCGGUUCACUGGUCUGGCACCUGACGUCAUUUUCAUCGCCCUCCUCAAUGACACGCUCGUUACUAAAGGCACCUCGCUGGGCUUCAUUACGGACUUUUUCCGUGUCUAUCUGGUGGAGACCAACAUGGAUGACCUUGUGGGUCUGCUCAAGAAAGGAAAGGUCGAUCAGCGUCUAAUUGAGUUCAUGCCCUCUCAGAAGCGGACUCCUGACGCAUUUUCGCAACACUUCAGCAAUGAGGGCCUGAAGGCAUUGGCGGAUUACCAGAAGAAGGUGGUGUUUGAUGUGAAGCUGAAGGAACUGCACACAGCUCUUGCUGACAUGAUUGAAGAAGAGCAUACGGAUGUGGGUGAUGUGAUCGACAUGGUGAAGCAGAGAAAGAAGGAGGGCGGCCUGGCUGAUGGUGAUGUUGUUCGCACAGUUUGGGAUGCAGUCAUGGGGGCUGUGCAGUGGUCAGGCAAAAAUGUGCAGCAGAAUUCCAAUACAGCCUUGCGACAGCUCAAAUCCUGGGCGAAGCUAUUGGAGGCGGUUUGCUCCUCUGCCAAGAUGGAGCUGGAGCUGCUUUACCACAUUCAGAUGCAGUGCUAUGAGGACGCUAAGAUCCAGCGCCUCUUUCCCGAGUUCGUCAGGACCCUCUACGAUUGCGAUGUGCUGGCAGAGGACACCAUUUUGCUUUGGUUUCGCAAGGGUUCCAAUCCUAAAGGAAGGCAGCUGUUUGUCAAGGCACUCGAGCCUUUUGUCAAAUGGUUGGAAGAAGCAGACGAAGAAGACUAA